Messenger RNA from Carica papaya (papaya), 2227 nucleotides. RefSeq names its product POLLEN-EXPRESSED TRANSCRIPTION FACTOR 2. Gene Ontology annotation, biological process: transcription preinitiation complex assembly; DNA-templated transcription initiation. Lineage: Eukaryota; Viridiplantae; Streptophyta; Magnoliopsida; Brassicales; Caricaceae. The record is from RefSeq and is a predicted model, not a curated record.
UGUCGCCGUCUCUCACACAACACUUUGUCAUUGCUUCAGGCGUUUCAGCUCCUUCAUCUUUUUCAAAAGGGUUUAUUUGGUCUCUUCCUCAACUCCAAAUAGCUUCUCUUCCGUCCCAAGUUUCAUCUCCCCGUAGCUUAGGUCUUCAGGCUUCAAGAGAUCGGGCAAACUAGCGUCUGCUUCCAGCAUUCCUGAUUUCGUGCUUCUCCAACAGUGCUUCGCUUCAGGCUUUGUAGGUGGUGUUCGUGUCAAUACAGGAAACGGAAGGAUUUUAGCGUGACGCUCGGCUUUAAAUAAUUACAGCGCGAAUUCCUUCUCAGCCCUAAUUUCCUUCACGAAUUUUCUCCACAAAGACGAUAACGGAAAGGAUCAAGUCCUGGAAUCUCACAAUGCCCUGCACAGCAUGCAGAAACGACUCCCUAGUCCGCGACGAUGUAACCGGGGACCUCGUCUGCUCGGACUGCGGUUUCUUGCAGGCCUUUGACAACUACCAAGCUCAGCUCUAUGGACUCGAUGGUCCACAAGGAACCAAUAUCCGCCACGGCUCCAUAGGUACGGGUUCUGUCCUCAACUACAAAGACAAAAAGAUAUUUGAGGCACAAAAGAUAAUCGAUCAUUUGAUGUUGCAAUUCGGUUUAACCGGUUCGAAGUGCGAAGAGAUCAGAAACAUGAUAAGUAAAAUCACUGAUGGUGAGUUUGGCCUGGGCAAUUGGUUUCCUAUUUUUGUGGGUGCUUGUACUUAUGUCGUGAUGAGGAGUGAUGACAAGGUUAUGCCAAUGGCAGAGAUUGCAGCCGCCGUUGGCUGCGAUGAACAUGAGUUAGGAAGAAUGGUUAACCGAGUUGUCGAGCAUUUGGGCGUGAAACUGCCGGAGUUUGAUUAUGUGGAGUCGUUCUUGAGGUUGGUGAAGAAUUUGUCAGUUUUAGACAGGUUGGACAGAGAUAAGAUGGAGCGGAUUAAGAGGCAGGGUAUAUUUUUGUUGAAUUGUUCUAUAAUUUGGUUUUUGUCUACAGGAAGAAGACCAUUGCCACUGGUGGUGGCCGUGUUGGUGUUCGUUGCCGAGUUGAAUGGUGUUAAGUUGGGGAUUGAGGAGGUGGUUAAGUAUGUCCAUGUUGCCGUAGUGACCUGUAGGAAGCGGUACAAGGAGCUUUUAGAGAAGCUUGUGAAGGUUGCUCACCAGAUGGAUUUGCCCUGGGGAAAGGAUGUUACUGUAAAGAAUAUUGUAAAGCAUGCGCCUAUUGUAAUUAGUUAUAUGGAGGCAAGGUCCAUGAAGGAGCAUUGUAAUGACCAUAAUGAGUUGGAUCCGAAUGAGUUUGAUUUGCAAGAUGUGCUUAGGGAGUGCUUGAGUAAAGAUGUUGGCUAUUGGAGUAAUGAUCACAGAGUGGAAAGCGAAUCUCGGUAUUUUGAUGUGGGAGAUGAAAACGCAGUUACCACUUCGACCAAUCAUGACUUGGAGCAGUCUAGGAUUUCACCCGAGUCCUUGUCUCUUAUUUAUAAAAAGUUUGCAAAUGAGGUGGACAGUGGUAAGUUUACAGGGGAAUAUGGAAGUGUCGAUGGUAGGAGAGAAAGUUUUGAUCUUCGUGCAUGCAGAGAUUGGUGGAAUGGACAAUCAAAAUUGAGCAAGAAGCUUUUAUUGAAGCAAAUAAUAGAGAGUGAUGUGGGUUUGGAUGCCUUGCCUCCAUCCUACAUUAAGGGUUGCAUGGUGCUUGAGAGGAGGAGGGAAAGGAUAAAGGUGGCCAAGAUUCGAAUUAAUAACAUCAUGCAUCCUUCAGAUACUGAUAAUAGCAAUUUUGGCGCUCUUAGUUCCAUAAAUGCCGGGAAGAAGAGGAAAAGAGCUGUAGCUAGUGAGAUUGGUUGGGAGGAUUUAAUUAUUGAAAUUCUCCUUCUCCAUAAGGUGAAAGAGGAGGAAAUUGAGAAGGGACACUAUAAUGUUUUAUUGGACUUGCAUGUUUCUAUUGAUGGGAUGUUGGACGUGUUGGAGCAUUGAUGGAAUUAUUCUUGCAAUUUACUUGUAAGAAAUUUAGUAACUACAAAGCAGGCCUAGGAGCAGAUUUUUAAUGUAUGCUCUUACUAGUUACAGAAAAAAGAAAGUUGGUUGAUCUUCUUGUAGAUCACAUUUAAUUUCACAGCUACUACAACAUUACAUCAGUACCCAUUGUACUUCACAAGUUCAUGAAGUUUUGAGAGUACAAUUGGCAUUUUUAAUGGAAGCUCUUACUGGAUUAUCUC